AUGCACACGCCGCUUGAUCGUCCCCAUCCUGAUUGUCAGUCUGAGAUCAAAGCGUUGCUUCAAUGCCACGACCAUAAUCCGUACGCCAAGUUUUUCGGUGCCUGCAGUGACGUAAAGACAGCGCUCGACUGGUGUUUUAAACAUGAAAAAGAGCGUAUUCGUGCAGAAAAUCUCAAACGUGCCAAGGCUUCAGAUGCUUUUGUAAAGCAGAAAAUGCAGGAACGUCGUGACCGCAUGGCAAAAGACGAGAAUAACUAA
Molecule: messenger RNA, 258 nt
Organism: Peronospora farinosa
Lineage: Eukaryota; Oomycota; Peronosporomycetes; Peronosporales; Peronosporaceae
Source: the annotation of a GenBank genome assembly